Ylistrum balloti is the source of this 2141-nucleotide messenger RNA. RefSeq lists its product as uncharacterized. The record is from RefSeq and is a predicted model, not a curated record. The coding region runs from base 3 to 1493 and encodes 496 amino acids. Lineage: Eukaryota; Metazoa; Mollusca; Bivalvia; Pectinida; Pectinidae. The transcript has 19 exons.
ACAUGGGUACUCCACAGAAAAUGCAACACUACAUGGAGCGACAUCGCCUCAGCUCACUUUUUGAGGAUUUGAUGAAUAAAGUUUUACAUGACCAGCCAGAAAAGCCUUUGAUUUACAUGAUUAAGGUCUUGUAUAAGAAGGCAGGCAUGGACAUACCUACAGAUUUGAAACUGGCAGGUGUAAGGAGAAGCUCACCAGAAAGAAUAAUGCAACGUAGUAAAAGUCCCGAAAUGACGAGGAAAGCAGCAACACAAGCCUGGACUUCCAAAUCAGUUGAUGUGUCAAAUAGAGGCUAUGAGAAACCAUGGCAGACUCACAGCAAAAAGCCCAAGGCAAAGGAAGUGGAUCAUGAGGAACCAACUAAACCUGGAAGAAAACAAAAACCACCAGGUUGGAAUGCUGAUAAUAAAGUUGGAUUUUCUUCAUUUGAUGAAAUGUUUGAAGAUACACCAGGGAAGUCUGGUAGUUCUAAACAGAAGAAGAAGACUGAUCCAUUCGCAGGCGAUAUCGGGAAGGCUUGGGCUUCAACAGGACUGGUUUGUGAUGACGAUAAUGUACAAUAUCAAUCCAACAAGUAUAAAGGGCCAAGGACAAACAGGAAAGAUGACGAUGACCCACUAGCUGGGGAAAUCAUGAAUGAAAAAAAGCAAAAUAUCACUGAAGAAACAGUGAAAAUUGCCAAUACAAGUCGUGUGCGAGGCCGUCAUGUUGAUGCAAAGUCACAUCGCAAAGAAUUGGAACAAAUGAUCACUGAAGAAUCGAAAGAUGACUCCGGCUACGGAGAGGUGGAGAUGGAUAAUGAACAGGAUGAUGCCAUAGAAUUAUUAGAGGACGGGGAGGAACUACGCAAAGAAGGUGCUCGAAACAUAUCAAAAACAGGGUAUAAACUAAGUCGGAUCAUGAGAGAACGACAGCAAGAAGCCAAUGUAAAAUUAAAUAUAAAUCUUUACACAGGGCCUCAGCCCACAGACAGCUUUGUAGCAGAUACUCUGUAUGAAGAUAACCAGGAACGGUACUACGAAUCUGAUGAUGAUCGACCUCCAACAGGUCUGUCAGGAUAUCGAGACUCACCAGGUGAUAGUGAUGUUGAUGAUGAAUUUGAAAGUGUUUCACAAGUCACAGGCCCUAGAAGACCAGUGUGGAAUGUAAUGGAUUCUGAUGGAGAAUCUUUUAUUCCCAAGGCUUCCAAGACUCUGCCGGAGCCUUCUCGAUCAAGAUCAUCUAAAACAGACAGAUUUGCAUCAUCUGUACCUUCCAAGGCGUAUGCCAGUCAGUCUAUGGAGAGUGCUGAUUCCUUUUUACAGGCAGGCAAAACUUGGACCCCAGGAAGGGAGACAGAGAGGAAGGAUGGUCCAGACAGCAUUGUAGGUGAUUCCCUCAAGUCUGAUCGAGGAGGCUGGUCUCUUCCUAAAUAUGAAUCUGAUGCUAGCAUACUAGACUGGUCAACCACAGGAAAAUCUGUAGAUAGAGGAAAACAUCCUAAAGCCUAUUGAUGACAUACAGCAGAGAGGAAUGUUCCACUGGUCUAAUGAUGUACCAGUAUCUGUAGGAAGGACACUUUAUUGUUGCUGCUACGUUUUAGCCCACAUGGCCCAAGCUGACGCUGUGGUGCUGCAUUCGUCCAGAGUCAACUUUUCCAUUUGAACAACUUCUUCUCAAUAACCAACAGAUGAAAUGUCAUGAUAUUCGGCUAGUAGGUUGCAGUGAUGAAGCCUGACAAAGUUUGCAGAAAAGAAAUGACCUUGACCCAUAUUCAAAGUCACAGAAGUCAAACUUUCUAAUAUAACUUCUUUUGAUUAACUGAAAGGUGCAGAAUCAUGGUAUUUGGCUGAUAUGUUCCUAGUUUUAAAGUCUAUGAUGUGACAGACUUUGUCCAAGGAAACGACAGGAUUACUUUUAUUUGUAUAUUGCGAGGAAACCUUACUGUAAAUUUGUCUACAUUUCUAACACUAGGAACACUUUUCAUGCUUUUUUUUUUGUCUGUAAAAUAUAAAUAAUAUUUGACAUUAUGAACACUUGUCAACUACUGUAAUAUACUUUGUUAAUUAAUCAAAUUAUCUUCCAGUAUAUAUGAACUGGUGUGAAUUAUGUAAAAAAAAAAAAAAAACAUGCAAAUUUCAACUUUAAAGUUAAAAUCUAUU